Molecule: messenger RNA, 1066 nt
Organism: Corapipo altera (White-ruffed manakin)
Lineage: Eukaryota; Metazoa; Chordata; Aves; Passeriformes; Pipridae
Product: T-cell receptor-associated transmembrane adapter 1
Exons: 6
Coding region: 121-660 (179 amino acids)
Biological process (GO): positive regulation of T cell receptor signaling pathway; negative regulation of receptor recycling
Cellular component (GO): T cell receptor complex
Source: RefSeq, a predicted model, not a curated record
GUAGAUCCAUGCUGCCAGGUCCAAACCAAAAGAGCAUCCAAGAUCUGUGAACAUAACUUAAUUUCCUGUUGGACAAAGGGGAGGGGAGUGCUCCUAGAACCAACAAAAACAGUUACAGAAAUGAGCUGCCAUUUUUCUGUCUGGGGAGUUUUGGCCUUCCUGAGUUUGGCUCUCAUUGUUUCAUUGACACUGAACAUUUUACACUAUUUGAAAAAGAAGAGAGCUAAAAUGCAUAAAGACUACGAAGAGAACAAUCCAAGCUAUGAUGACUAUCCCACAGAAGAUUACCCAGUUUAUGGCAAUCUCAAUCAAGAUAUUUUAGAAGAAUGUUGUUAUGAGCAGAUGAAGUCCCAACCUCAAAGGCCAGUUAACCAGCCACAGGUGGAGUCUGCCAGUCAAAUGUGUUAUGCCUCACUUGAUCACAGUGUCAAGGGAAAACGCAGAAAACCAAGGAGAAAGAAAGAUCCUUCAUUAGAGGAAGAUGAAGAAGAAAGAUCAUCUAACCCCACCAUGAUGGCUUCCAAAGCAAGCAUUUACCUCAAUAGUGAGCAGCUGGCUGCUGAAAACACAGCAAAAGUAGAAGCCAUUCAUGAUGACCCCAUCAGGUUAAUGGGCUUGAUCCAUAAGCAAAAGGAGAGAAUAUCUGAAGUGGCUUCCUGAACCAAAAAUGUAAUCAUAGAGUGAGAUGUGCUUUUUCAUUCUGGAGGAACAGUGAAUGACUAGAGAUUGUCAAACUGUCAAACUGUCGUACCAAACAAUGAUUUAAAAUGGGUAAGUGUUCCAAAGUGUCUUCCAAGUAUAUUUAAGGACUAAACAAGAAAUAAGUAUAGGUCUAGACUGCCACUUUGAAGGAUCUGCCCUUCUGAGGACAAUUUGAAAGAGUUGUGGAAUCUGGUAUUUCAGCAUUCAUGUGGUAUUGAUCCCAGCAAAAAUUAAUCCUAUGUUUUUAACAACCAGCUUUCAAACAUUCCCAAAAGACCCACUAAUGGUCUGUAGAGCUCUAGCAGAGUACAACUAUUCUAUAUAGGUUUUAUCAAUACUUCUGAAAGGAAAUUUUUUUCAUGCU